This is a messenger RNA of Eleginops maclovinus (Patagonian blennie), 6927 nucleotides long. It is a transcript of the gene nup98, whose product is annotated as nucleoporin 98 and 96 precursor. The record is from RefSeq and is a predicted model, not a curated record. Gene Ontology annotation, cellular component: nuclear pore cytoplasmic filaments; nuclear pore. The transcript has 34 exons. Gene Ontology annotation, molecular function: structural constituent of nuclear pore; RNA binding. NCBI's taxonomy places the organism in Eukaryota, Metazoa, Chordata, Actinopteri, Perciformes, Eleginopidae. Gene Ontology annotation, biological process: RNA export from nucleus; protein import into nucleus; telomere tethering at nuclear periphery. Bases 192 to 5705 code for a protein of 1837 amino acids.
AAAGUGCGUAACGACGCUCCUCAGUUUUUCCCUCCUCGUUGACGAAGCUAAAUGUUAAGCUAAAGAUACUUUUAUCUUCGUACAUUUUGGACUGCAGCGCUCUAACAUUAAGGGAGGAAGGUCCACAAAGAACCGAACACCCAUCACAUCGUUGCGAAAGACAACCUAUGCGGUCCUGCUAGCAGGGCAAGAUGUUCAACAAGUCUUUUGGUACUCCCUUUGGGGGAGGGACGGGGGGCUUCGGCACUGCCUCGACCUUCGGACAGCAAAACACGGGUUUUGGGACGCCGGGAGGCUUUGGGACGUCUGCGUUCGGUGCCGCCGCCAACACUGGAGGACUGUUCGGUCCCGCUCAGGCUAAACCUGGCGGUCUGUUCGGUGCCAACACCUUCAGCCAGCCGCCGGCCUCCUCCACAGCCACCGGCUUUGGGUUUGGAGCAGCGGCCGCCGGCGCCACCACCACCACCACCAGCCUUUUCGGGAACACCGGGACGGGAACCACCGGAGGACUCUUCUCCCAGCCGAGCAAUGCCUUCGGGGCCAGCAAACCCACCUCGUUCGGAAAAGUCUCCCUCCCAUCGUGUCCUCCAGGCUUCGGGACCAGCACCAGCAGCGGGGGGCUGUUCGGGUCCACCAACACCACCUCCAACCCCUUCGGAGGGAGCGCCGUGUCCUCCCUUUUCGGGGGGGCGGGCUUCACCGCCGCACAGCAGCAGCCGGGAACCACCGUCAAAUUCAACCCUCCGUCAGGAACUGACACGAUGGUGAAGGCCGGUGUGACCACGAGCAUCAACACCAAGCACCAGUGCAUCACGGCCAUGAAGGAGUAUGAGAACAAAUCCCUGGAGGAGCUGCGUCUGGAGGACUACCAGGCGGGCCGAAAGGGUCCCACCAACCCGAUGGCCGCGGCGACGGGUGGUCUGUUCGGGGCGCCAGCCGCCGCCGCAUCCAGCGCCGCCACCGGCAUGUUCGGAGCCGCCGCCGCCACCACCAACUUCUCCUUCGGUCAGAACAAGAGCACCUUCGGAGCCACGCCGGCUGCCGGGGGGUUCGGAGCGACGGCUGGUGGUCUGUUCGGGGCGCAGCAGGCGGCUCAGCAGCAGCAGCAGCAACAACAACAACAACAGCAGCAGCAGCAGCAGCAGCAGCAGGCAGCGGCGGCCAGCAGCCUCUUCAAACCAUUCGGAGCCACCACCACCACGCAGAGCUCCGGAUUCUCCUUCGGGAACACCAACACCAUGGGCCAGGCUAACACCAGCAGCAUUGGUCUUUUCGGGAACACGGCGGCCCCUCAGCCUAGCGGUCUGUUUGGCGCCGCUCAAACCAGCGCGGCCACCGGCUUCGGGGCGGCCACCGGACUCUUCGGACAACCCAACACCGGGUUCGGAAACGUCGGCACACAGCAGAGUUUAUUCGGGAAUAAGACGGCUGGGUUCGGCACCACCACCACCAGCGCUCCGUCCUUCGGCACCGGCACCGGGCUGUUCGGAAACAAGCCGGCCCUCACCCUGGGAACAGGGACCAACACAGCCACCUUCGGGUUCGGAGCCAACCCUGCUGCAGGGAGUCUGUUCGGUGCCAAACCGGCCACCGGAGGACUGGGGGCCGCACUGGGAACCAGCUUUGGAGCAGCAGGUGGCACAGGACAGACGUCUCUGUUUGGGAACACUCAGGGUAAACUGGGCACCACACUGGGAGCGAUGGGAACGUUCGGAGCAUCGGCGUUCAACAGCGGCGCGAACAGCCUGGGCUUCGGAGCGCCGCAGCAGCCCGUCGCGCUAACGGACCCGAGUGGCGCGGCGGCCCAGCAUGCUUUGCUGCAGCAGCAGCUCAGUGUUCUGGCCUACUCUCCGUACGGAGACUCACCUCUGUUCAGGAACCCGCUGUCGGACCCCAAGAAGAAGGAAGAGCGUCUGAAACCCACCAAUCCCACGGCCCAGAAGGCUCUGACCACGCCCACCCACUACAAGCUGACCCCCCGGCCGGCAACCCGGGUCCGGCCCAAAGCGCUGGGCUCCUCGGGGGCCUCCAAGUCUCAGCUGUUUGACGGGCUGGACGACGACGAGCCGUCGCUCACCAACGGGGCCUUCGUCCCCAGGAAGAGCAUCAAGAAGCUGGUCCUGAAGAACCUAAACAGCAGCCAGUAUAGCAGCCCGCUGAGCAAGGACGGCAACGACCUGGCCUCCCCCCCGGAGUACCCUCACAACGGGCACAGCGGUCAUGUGGAGGAUGAGGAGGAGAUGGCGGGUCUCAGCAGCCGGACAGAUGAGGACCCAGAGGUGACCGAGUUCUACGUCAACCCGAUCGCCAAGCCCGUCCCCCAGGGCCGCAUCCCCCCCGCCGUCCUGCAGGACACCAUCAGCGAGCUCAACAUGCACAAAGCAGCGCGCAACGGCCUGGAGCUGAGCAGCGAUGAUGUCUCAGCGUCUCUGGGUGAGGAGUCUCUGCAGGAGGAGCAAGAGGAGGAGCAGCAGGAGCAGCAGCCUCCUCACCCUGCAGGCAUCGUUCUGAACCGCGUGGGCUACUACACCAUCCCCUCCAUGGAGGACCUGGCUGAGAUGGUGGAUGAGAACGGAGACUGCGUGGUGGAGAACUUCACCGUGGGCAGGAAAGGCUACGGCUCCAUCUUCUUCCCCGGUGAGGUGAACGUGGCGGGGCUGAACCUGGAUGACAUCGUGCACUUCAGACGCAAAGAGGUCAUCGUUUACCCCGACGACAAGAACAAGCCGGGGGAGGGGGAGGGGCUUAACAGGAAGGCAGAGGUGACUCUGGAUGGCGUCUGGCCCAAUGACAAGACGUCGUGCUCUCAGAUCCGCAGUCCGGAGCGUCUGACGGAAAUGAACUACGAGGGCCGGUUGGAGAAGGCCUCCCGCAGACAGGGGGCCCGGUUCCUGGAGUACAGAACCGAGACCGGCUCCUGGGUGUUCGAGGUCGCCCACUUCUCAAAGUACGGCCUGCAGGACUCUGACGAAGAGGAGGAGGUCCCGCUCAAAUCUGACCCCAAGAAGCUGAAGACGAUGAUGACACUUCCUCCCUCCCGGCUGCAGCAGCUGCUCCCCCCCGCCCAGCCGCAGACCCCCGUGGUGUCGGACCUCCCGGCCGGCGUCCCGGAGCUAGACAGCGACAUGGCCGACAUCACGCAGAGCUUCCCCACAGAGAGCAUGCUAGCAGGAGAGGAGGACGAGCUGCCGGCGGGGAAGCGGCUGGAGGCGAUGCUGGAGGGUUCGAUCCCCGCCGAGCACGACAUGGUGUCUGCCUCCAGCUGCAUGGCGUCCUCGCUGGGCAUCAACCCGCACACCCUGCAGAUCAUGAAGGCGUCUCUGUUCAGCGAGGAUGAGGAGGACAUGUUCCAGGAGCCGUCGGGGCUGAUGAAGAGCUCUGACGUCUCGUCCCCUCGCAUCGUGCUGCCUCAGAGCAGAGCGUCAGUGGGGGGUCUCCUCCAGGCUCGCUUCACCUCUGGCCUCUUCGCCCAGCUCCCUGACUCCCCCCGCCCAUCUCCUCUGUCCCGGGGGUCUCCUGCAGCCGCAGAGCCCAACCGCUCGCUGCAUUGGGCCGGACCGGUCCCCUCCAGCUUCCUGCUGCCCACACGCACCCCCGAGCCCUCCGUCAGGACGGUGGGGGUCCGGAGGCUCGGCGGCCCCGUCCCUCUCAAAGAGUCGAUCACUCAGGGGAAGGGGUCUCUGCUGAUGGACGCCGGGCUCUUCAGGGGCCGCUCCUUCAGGGUGGGCUGGGGCCCCGGCUGGACUCUGGUUCACUGUGGGGAGCGGCUCAGCUCUGAGGACAAAAACCCCCACCUCACUAAGACCGACUUCAGCUUCCUGCCAGCAGCCAGGAGCCGACCGCUGAUGGAGAGCUGCUAUAAGGUGGUGGUGGAGCAGCUGGAGGUGAAGGCCAGCGAGGACCAGGAGGAGGAGCUGCAGCGCCCCCUAGAGAUCUGUCUGGAGAACAGCACCGUGGAGACCCCCGCCGCCUCCUCCUGCCCCCUGGUGACCCCCCGGCCCGGGGUGGAGGCGCUGCACCAGUACGCAGACUGGAUCAGAGAGCUGAGCCAGAAGGGGGGUGCAGAGCCGCUGCUGAGUCCCUGGUCUGAGGUGUGGACCCUCUGCGAGGCCCUGUGGGGCCGGCUGGGCCCCGAGGACCCGGAGCAGGAGGCCCUCAGCGAGUACGAGCAUCAGCUGCAGAGGAGGAACACCGUCUCCUCCUGGCUGUCCCGAGGAGCCUCCUCCCGGGUGGAGGAGGAGGUGGCGCUGGCCGGGAAGAACCGCCACACUGACGCCAUCUUCAGCUUCCUGACCGGGAACAGGAUCAGUGAGGCCUGCCGCCUCGCCCAGAGCCAAGGAGACCACCGGCUCUCCCUGCUGCUCUCCCAGGCGGGGGGGUCUCAGGACUGCAGGGACCUGCUGGCUCUGCAGCUCAACGACUGGAGCCGCAUGCAGUCAGACAGCUACGUCCCUGAGGAGAGACUGAGGAUCUACACCCUGCUGAGCGGGAGACCGGUGUGGCAGUCAUCUGACUCCUCGGUGAACGUGUUUUCAGAGCUGGACUGGAAGCGCUGUGUGGGGGUCUCCCUCUGGUUCAUGCUCCCCCCAACCGCCUCCGUGGCCGACGCCCUGGCCAGAUACGAGUCCGCCUUCCAGGGCUCCUGUGAGGGGGGCAAGUACGCCGUGGCCCCCCUUCCCCCCUACCUGGAGGAAGAGCUUCCCAACCUGGAGGAGGAGGAGGAAACCAAACGCCCUCUGCACGACCUCUGCUUCCACUUGCUGAAGCUCUACAGCGACAGACACUACAGCCUGCAGCAGCUGCUGGACCCGCUGACCGUCACCUGGCAGCGUCUGGAUUACCGGCUCAGCUGGCACCUGUGGGGGGUCCUGCAGGCACUGCACUACACCCACCUGAGCCCCCCCCGGCAGGGCCUCCUGCACAGCAGCUACGCCGCCCAGCUGGAGAGCGCCGGCCUCUGGCACAUGGCCGUCUUCAUCCUGCUGCACAUCCAGGACCACACGCAGCGUGAGCGUGCUGUGAAGGAGCUGUUGGCUCUCUACUGCCCCCUGCAGGAGACGGAGGAGUCUCAGCGGAGGGAGUGCUUCCUCACCGAGAGGCUGCUACUCCCCGAGACCUGGAUCCACCAGGCCAAGGCCACCCGGGCCCGCCGCCACGCAGACCACCAGCAGGAGGCGCUGCACCUGUAUCGGGCCGGUGCCUGGAGCCAGUGUCACCGGCUGCUCAUCCAGCACCUGGCCUCAGACUGCAUCAUCAACGAUAACCACGACUACCUGCUGGAGUUCCUGGAGGGGCUGGCGGUCCCUGAACGCAGCGCCACCAUCCAGGACUGGGACACGGCGGGGGGGGUUUACCUGGACUACAUCCGGGUUAUCAAGACUCUGCAGCAGAUCCAGCAGCUGGAGAGCGCAGGGUAUGAGUUGGAGCGACUUCACUCUGACGUGACGUCUCUCUGCGGCCGCAUCGAGCUACUGCCCUGCAUCUGCGCCAGAGACCGCCUCGCCCAAUCAGAGAUGGCGAAGCGCGUGGCGAACAUCCUGCGCGUGGUGCUGAGUCUGCAGCACGGUGCCUCCGACCCGCUCAGCAUCCCGCUGGCUCGCCUGGCGCCGCACAUCGCCCGGCUGCCCAUGCCCGAGGACUACACCCUGGAGGAGCUGAGGGGCCUGACACAGGCCUACCUGCAGCAGCUGGUGCUCAGCCAAUGACAGUGCACGUGGGCGGAGCAACAAGAUCUAUAACAGUAGAUUCAUCUGUUGGGAAACCAGUUUAAUCCAGUCAUUACCAAUCUAGUCCGGCCUGAGUUCCCCAGACUGCAGUUCAGGGUCGGGACCCCAAAGACAAGUGUCAUGGGACAGGAAUGUGUACUUUUUGGGGGGGUCAUUUUACCUCAAAACGAAAUAUAAUUACACAAAGAAUAGAUUUCUUAAUGGUGGUACUGGUCAUACUGGUGGACUUCUGCAAAAAGUGUCAUAAUGUAAAAUAUCUCAACAUUUUCAUCAUUUCUUUUUUGGCUCCUUUCUGUUUUAGUUUGAAAAUCUGAAUCAGAAAUAAAUGGAACCCAAUGGGGAACAGGAAGUAAAGAAGUGUCUAGCAAACUAGCGUUUCAAAAUGAAAUAACCCAAAUAUAUGAAGUCCACUUUUAGUUUUGUCUAAAAACUUUAGACUCAUUGUUUGAGCUGAAGGAACAAACGUCCCUUUUAUUUUGAAAUUCUCCCCCAGAAACCGGCCGUGUUUCUGCAGCGUCGGGCUUUUUCCACAGGAAGCGCUGUUAUUGAUUUAAAAACAGAGUUAUUAUUUCCCACUCUCACGUUUAAGACCAAUUAGAAGCUAGCUUAGCGUAGCAUCUGUUCCUGUGUCCAUAUGUGAAUAAAGACUUACUAUUGAAGACGAGCUGACGGGGGGGACGGGGGGGUGUUCGGACUCCACAUGCAGAGUGUAAAAUGGUCUAUUUUUGUAGAUUGUGUUGAAUGUAAAUCUGAAGUGUGUGUGUGUGUGUGUAUCACCGGUGGGGGUGAAGAGUUCCUCUGACAGCGAGCCGGAGAGAUUCCUCUGCAUGUAAUUAUAUAAAUAUUGUAUAUUUUUGGAAGUCAACCGGGACGUCAGGUGGUUUUUCCUCCUGCGUUAAUCAUCGUUAACCAAUCGGACGCUGAGGAGGAAGCUCUUCACUUCUCCAGGUUCCUGGCUCAUUUUUCUUCCUGUGUUUUUUUGUGGAAUAACCGUCAGCUUGCCGAGAAACAAAUGGGACGCUCUAUAUGGUGUGUGUGUGGCUGUGGCUGUGUUGGAUGUGUGUGUGUGUGUGUACUGCUGUGUUGGAUGUGUGUGUGUGUGUACUGCUGUGUUGGAUGUGUGUGUGUGCGCAUGUUUCCUGAUCAUUUUGUGGAUAUUUUUUAAUAAAGUCAAGUAGAAAUAAAGGUUUUCUUCAUGGUA